ACUAUGAAACCGAACUUAUCAACCCAUUCGAGGUUUUUGAUCUGGACAUUUAUGGAACAACUAAUUCUGUAAAUUUAAUGACCGGCUAUUGUCCGUUUUUUCUUACCUCUCGUCUCGUUUACUCUCAGAGAUGUCUAUGCAGUAUAUGUACACCGUGAGGGAUACUCACAGUAGACCAAUCACAGCAUUCGGAAGAAAUCCGCACCGCAGAGAGAUUCUACUCGGGUUUGAAGAUGGUGUGAUUAAGACGUACGACUGUGAGAGUGGUUUUCUGGUGCAGAAAACUCACCAACACGAGGGCUUCAUCACCGACUUCGCUUACUGGUGGAGUCCAAAAUUCUUGUUCUCCUGUUCCAAUGAUGGCAGUCUGGUCGUGUGGGCCUCGGGAGGGGGUCUCUACUCCAAACACAAGUUCCCAAUCCCCAUCUACUCCAUGGCCCUGAAUGAAUCCAAGAACCAACUCAUCCUCGGAUUUAAGGCCAGAAUCAUGGCAUUUCAGCUGGACGAAAAUGGUGUGAUUAAGACGUACGACUGUGAGAGUGGUUUUCUGGUGCAGAAAACUCACCAACACGAGGGCUUCAUCACCGACUUCGCUUACUGGUGGAGUCCAAAAUUCUUGUUCUCCUGUUCCAAUGAUGGCAGUCUGGUCGUGUGGGCCUCGGGAGGGGGUCUCUACUCCAAACACAAGUUCCCAAUCCCCAUCUACUCCAUGGCCCUGAAUGAAUCCAAGAACCAACUCAUCCUCGGAUUUAAGGCCAGAAUCAUGGCAUUUCAGCUGGACGAAAAGAAAGUGAGUGGCAAUGUAUUGCGUCUGGACUCCAAGUUCGAAUUGAAUGACCCUGAGCUGUACCAUCACGACAUAGUGCGUCGGAUGCUACUGCACGAAAACAGACUCUUCACAGCCGGAUACGACCAGAAACUCAUACUGUUCGAAGUGUCAGCCGUGUCAUUUGGAAACAGAAAAGUGCUGCACAGAACCAGAAUAAUCAAGAAGGCUCAUGCAACAGCAAUAAUAUGUAUGGUUCUCAAUGACCAGUCUUCAAAUAAUCAAUGGCUGGCCACGGGUGCUUUCGACAAGAGUCUUAAGUUGUGGACCCUGGAUGGAGACCCUACCUUUAGAAUAGACGACUUCCAGGGGGGCAAUCUGACCUCAUUCUGCUACAUCACUCACACCAGAACACUGUGGGUGGCCUGUGGACUCAACACUCCACUCAUUUAUGACCCGAAAUCAGGCGACAAUGUCACUGAUUAUGUGGAGGUGGACUACAAGAGCGACUAUCCCAAUCAGAAACUGACCAAGCUAGACUUCUUCCCAAAAAUGAAUGUCGCUGUGGCUUCGAAUGUGAGGAGGCAUUUGAUCGUGUGGAAGUUCAAUCCGAAUGGAUGUGUGGGACUCCUCAAGAACAACUCACCAGUGCUGAGUCUGUCUUACACCCGUAAAGAACCCAUCCUUCUGUUCAGUGGAGCCUUAGAUGGGCAGGUGAAGAAGUGGGAGCGAAGUCAGGCAAACAUGUUCACUUACAGUCAAGAUCUCUUCUCCCCGAAAGAUGCGAACAGACGUCUGAUGGAGGCACAGAGCAAGUUCAACGCCAAAAUGGGGCUAGCUAAGGGAGGAGGCAGCAGCCAGUCCCCCCUUGUAACUCAAACGGGGGGUAGUCGGAGAAGCAAACAGGGAGUGAAAGAGGAGGAUGGAGAUAGCGAGGGAGAGGGAGGAGGAGGUAAACGGAGUCUGGUUGUGAAGCGACAGAAGCGAAUCACAUCUGCGUAUGCUGGACUGAAUGUGCCUCUAGAACGAUCGGUGAAGAUCCACAGACACAACCCAGUGGGACACUUGAAGCAGAUCUACGUAGAAGACCUUGACAUCAUCCUGUCAUCCUGCGAGGAUGGAAACAUAUAUAUUUGGGGCUUCGACAAGAAAGCAGUCAAGAAACUGAAGAGGGUCCAGAGUACUCAAAGUACUCCUGCUGAGGAUGCAAUCACUAAUCGGGUGGCUGGGUUCUCCUGCAGGAACGUCUUAAUAGCGCACCAUGGUCCAGUGACUUCACUCAUUCUCAUCACAGGAUUUCAACACAUCUAUCUUCUGAGUGCUGGAUGGGACAGGCGGAUACUCAUCUGGAACCUGGACAGUCAAAGAUAUGCAGAUAGUUGUCAGAUGGGUCCAGUGAUCGAGAGCAAGGACCCGAAAGAGGUGAAGGCGGCCAUGGAAGUGGCGGCCGAUGGGGCCAUACUGGACAUGGUCUACUCCCCUGAAAGGAAUGAGUUCGCGUAUGGGUGUGCAGACAGACUGGUCUAUGUGCGGAAAUUUUCCCCUAGUGGCAGUGAGAUGUUCCUCGUGAACACUCUCCUCGGUCACCUGGGAGAGGUGAACUGUGUCGGGUGGAUAUCCGAUCUGGACUCGUGGGUGUCUGCCGCAGAUGACUCUACCAUGCGCGUGUGGAGUAGUGUGGAUGCAAUGGAGUGUACUGAGGCUAUAUCUCUGCCUGGGCCUGCGUCUGCACUCACUGUGGACAACAUGAACAGGGUGUUGGUAGUGGCAGCUCAGAACUCAAUCUUAGUGUAUGAUAUCUUCUCUUGGCGUAUUCUGCAGAGUCAUUGCAGCUUCAACAACUCCAUCAUCAACUGUCUUCUACUGUUGCCCGAAAGAAACCAGUAUUUGAGUGGAAGUAGCGAUGGAACCAUCCAGCUGUGGAGUUCAAGCAGACUUAAUGCCCUCAUCAACAACCUGGGGAAAGUGACUGCACGACAACUAGAACAACAGAAGGUGGCUAACAUCCUACACGGUCCCCCAGACUCCACUUACAGCAACCAGGGCAACAAGUCGCUGAAUGAGAGUGACUUCACAGUUUAUGAUGAACCUAUCAGUAGGCCACAGUUGUCGCGAGAGAUUUCGAGGAUGUCGCUGCUUAGUCUGACCACAAGAUCAAGACGAUAUUCGGCCGAUUCGGGAACAUAGUUUAUCACUUACUCAUCUGUAAAAUUCAUGCAUGCUCAGUCCAAAAUGAUCCAGUGCUUAUUAGAUUGAAUAAAAUACAGAAUUUAAAUUGUAUAAAGUGUAAAUUUGUAAUUAAAUUUUUGCUUUUCUAUCGAGAAAAAUUUAACAGAAAGUUAUUGUA
Symsagittifera roscoffensis is the source of this 3113-nucleotide messenger RNA. RefSeq lists its product as uncharacterized. Bases 131 to 2953 code for a protein of 940 amino acids. Gene Ontology annotation, molecular function: protein binding. NCBI's taxonomy places the organism in Eukaryota, Metazoa, Xenacoelomorpha, Acoela, Convolutidae. The record is from RefSeq and is a predicted model, not a curated record. The transcript has 21 exons.